This is a messenger RNA of Pisolithus orientalis, 859 nucleotides long. RefSeq lists its product as uncharacterized. Lineage: Eukaryota; Fungi; Basidiomycota; Agaricomycetes; Boletales; Pisolithaceae. The coding region runs from base 176 to 646 and encodes 156 amino acids. The transcript has 2 exons. The record is from RefSeq and is a predicted model, not a curated record.
AAUCAUAUCACAGUCCGGAGACAUCUCGGUUUUGGAUUGGGUCGGAGAGCCAUCACCAUUUCAUAGCUGUUUCCCUGCCCAGAUCACCUCGUAUCAAAAGGUGCCAUUGCCUCCACCCCGCUCAAGCGCAGAAGAGCAGUCAUCGACGAGUCAGCAGUCUACGUCGUUCAAAGCAAUGCAAAAAUUGCGUCGCUCACUUGCCACGUCUCUCCGCCCUCAUUUUCUCACUCGUUCCGUGUCCGGCUUCUAUACCCUUCCCAGCGCACCCUUCCCACGAUUUACCAAUGGCUGCCUUAUAUUAUCAUGUAUCGCUCACCGUGUUACAGCUGUUCAGCUGAAAGUGGCAGAUCCAUCCGCACCGAGUUACACGUACAAGAUCCAGGCAUUCGGCCUCAAGCCACUUGAGAUUGCACUUCCAGACAAGCUGGAAAAUGCAACGGGGUCGCAAGGUUCUCUGCAGGUUGUUCGCCCUUGGCACCCAAAGUCGCUUGUUCCCACCGCGCUAGAUCUUGCCGUGAAUGAAGAGAAGCUGCUUUCUACACUUGGGCGGCCAUUUAAUGCUCUUCUGUUGUCUCGACUACCUUUCAACGAGCACAAAAGGAUCGCCAUUUUGAGAAGCAAAGUUGAGAUAUUCAAUAUCGUGUAGAUAGCCAUCGCGUUAUUAUAUCCCACGUCGCGAACACUAGUCUGGAAAAUAUUUGCAUUGAUUCUGUUAGUGAGGAAAGGGCGGACGGGUCGAUUAGCUCCCUCGAAGAUGCUUUCUAUGAAAGUGCCAGACUCCUAUGUAUUGUAUGCAGAUCUCUUGAAACCUUAUGUAAAUAUCUUCCUAACGUUGUCUACCGCUGGGACGAAUCUUGAG